AUGCUCCUGAUUAACUUGUGUUGUUCUCUUUUUGCUUUAGACCUGAAAGAGAAAAGUGAAGAACUAAAGGAAGUGGAAGACAAAGAUCAGUAUGAGAAACAUGAUUUUACUGGAGAAAGUUUGUUUAGUUGCUCACAAACUAAACAGAAUUCACAAAAGAGAGCUCAAAAGACAGGACAUUUCAUCUGCCAACAAUGUGGAAAGAGUUUCACUAAAAAAGAAACCCUUAAAGUCCACAUGAGAAUUCACACCGGAGAGAAGCCUUACACCUGCCAACAGUGUGGAAAAAGUUUCAUUAAAAGUGGAACACUUCAAAGGCACGUUAGAAUUCACACUGGAGAGAAACCUUACACCUGCCAACAGUGUGGAAAGAGUUUUACUGAUAGAGGAAACCAUAAUGUUCACAUGAGAAUUCACACCGGAGAGAAGCCUUACACCUGCAAACUGUGUGGAAAUAAUUUCAAUCGAAAAGGAAGCCUCGAUAGCCACAUGAGAAUUCAUACUGGAGAGAAAUCUUACACCUGCCAACAGUGUAGAAAGAGUUUUAGUCAAAAAGGAAACCUCAAAGUUCACAUGAGUGUUCACACUGGAGAGAGCCUUUUCAACUGCCAUCAAUGUGGUAAAAGUUUCACUAUAAAGGGAAACCUUGAAGUCCACAUGAGAAUUCACAAUGGAGAAAAGCCGUUCAUAUGCCCGAAGUGUGGAAAGAGUUUCUGUCAAAAAGGAAACCUCAAAGGCCACAUGAGUGUUCACACUGGUGAGAAAUGUGAAGAACUAAAUGAAAUGGAAGACAAAGAUCAGUCUGAGAAACAUGAUUUUACUGGAGAAAGUUUUAAUUGCUCACAAACUGAACAGGCAACACAAAAGAGAGCUCAAAAGACAGGAGCUAGAAGUCAUUUCAUCUGCCAACAAUGUGGAAAGAGUUUCACUAAAAAAGAAACCCUUAAAGUCCACAUGAAAAUUCACACCGGAGAGAAGUCUUACACCUGCCAACAGUGUGGAAAAAGUUUCAUUGACAAUGGAACCCUUCAAAGGCACAUGAGAAUUCACACUGGAGAGAAACCUUACACCUGCCAACAGUGUGGAAAGAGUUUUACUGAUAGAGGAAACCGUAAUGUUCACAUGAGAAUUCACACCGGAGAGAAGCCUUAUACCUGCAAAUGGUGUGGAAACUCUUUCAUUCAAAAAGGAUGCCUAGAGAGCCACAUGAGAAUUCACAAUGGAGAAAAGCCGUACAUAUGCCCUAAGUGUGGAAAGAGUUUCUGUCAAAAAGGAAACCUCAAAGGCCACAUGAGUGUUCACACUGGUGAGAAAUGUGAAGAACUAAAUUAAAUGGAAGACAAAGAUCAGUCUGAGAAACAUGAUUUUACUGGAGAAAGUUUUAGUUGCUCACAAACUGAACAGGCAACACAAAAGAGAGCUCAAAAGACAGGAGCUAGAAGUCAUUUCAUCUGCCAACAAUGUGGAAAGAGUUUCACUAAAAAAGAAACCCUUAAAGUCCACAUGAAAAUUCACACCGGAGAGAAGCCUUACACCUGCCAACAGUGUGGAAAAAGUUUCAUUGAUAAUGGAACCCUUCAAAGGCACAUGGGAAUUCACACUGGAGAGAAACCUUACACCUGCCAACAGUGUGGAAAGAGUUUUAGUCACAAAGGAAACCUCAAAGUCCACAUGAGUGCUCACACUGGAGAGAGUCUUUUCAACUGCCAACAAUGUGGUAAAAGUUUCACUAUAAAUGGAAACCGUGAAGUCCACAUGAGAAUUCACAAUGGAGAAAUGCCAUUCAUAUGCCCGAAGUGUGGAGUUUUUGUCACAAAGGAAACCUCAAAGGCCACAUGAGUGUUCACACUGUGGAAAAUCUGGCUCAGACCAAGCAAAUCUUGGGAUUAACAUUGAGAAUUCACGGUGAAGAGACCCCUUUCAUAUGCCAUCACUAAGUAAAGAUUUAGUUCUAAAGAAAACUUAACAGA
Messenger RNA from Sinocyclocheilus grahami, 1970 nucleotides. RefSeq names its product gastrula zinc finger protein XlCGF57.1-like. The coding region runs from base 1 to 1332 and encodes 443 amino acids. Gene Ontology annotation, molecular function: RNA polymerase II cis-regulatory region sequence-specific DNA binding; DNA-binding transcription factor activity, RNA polymerase II-specific. The transcript has 2 exons. The record is from RefSeq and is a predicted model, not a curated record. NCBI's taxonomy places the organism in Eukaryota, Metazoa, Chordata, Actinopteri, Cypriniformes, Cyprinidae. Gene Ontology annotation, cellular component: PcG protein complex; transcription regulator complex; chromatin. Gene Ontology annotation, biological process: regulation of transcription by RNA polymerase II.